AUGGUUACUGAUAAUCAAGAAGCUAUGAUACCAAAAUCGGUGCAAUUCAAUGAAUCCUGCGAAAAUUACCGUUGUUUUUGUAAUUGUUUCCAUAUAAAAACUGGAACUCUUAUCGCUGCUGGUACCGAACUUUUAAUGCUACUAAUAUUUCUCAUUAAUUCGCUAUUGAUAGUUGUGGAGGAAGAUAACAAAUAUGAAAAAAUCGCAGGUACAUGUGAUAGCUAUGUGACUCAAUCGUUUUUCGUAUCCAUGAUAGGCAUUGGUCUUAGUUUUUUAGCAGUUCUGUUACUUUUCAUUGGAGUAAUUCGUAACAAUGCUGCAUUUCUGAUACCUCAUCUUAUCAUACAGGUGAUUGUAAUAUUAAUACUUGCAUUUGCCUUAACAUGUGGUAUUAUUGCAUUUUCCACUAAUACAACGAUAUUUUAUCGAUUGAUGAAUGGGGCAUCAUUUAAAGAACAUCCCAGUAGUACUACCGUUGCAUUGGAUACUCAGACUACCGCACGAUUUAUCACUCUUUUCAUUCUUUACCUUAUUUGUUUUAUAUUACAGUGCUGGUAUGUAAUGAUCAUUCACAAUUGCUACCGUUACUUGAAGGAACGAUGCCGAUACAUGCAUUAUUGUCUUGCAUUCAGCACACCGAUGGAAACAUUGAUCUUCCGAUGA
Messenger RNA from Cercopithifilaria johnstoni, 663 nucleotides. Lineage: Eukaryota; Metazoa; Nematoda; Chromadorea; Rhabditida; Onchocercidae. The record is from the annotation of a GenBank genome assembly.